AUGGCAAGCAUUCCUGGACCAGUGCCUUACAACUCAGCUCGUCCUGCUGCUCACCCUGAUAUCGACUCAUUCAAGACAGAAUAUCAUCCAAAUAGCGGUCGCCCCACUUCGGUCGAAACAUUUUCUGCAUUUGGGCAUGGACACACACAACCAAAGUUUGAUGACCGUGAACCAUGGCAUCCUUUUGCGUCUCGUGCAGACUUUGAAUUUGCUUCGCUGACACACAAAGCCGCUCUCAACAAGGAGCAGACUGAUGAGCUACUGCGGCUCAUUCAGAACAUUGUGGAUGGUCAUGCAAGGCUAACAUUUAGGUCUCACAAUGAUGUGUCCAAAGCCUGGGACACCGCUGCAACCCAGUUGACACCAUUUGAGCAGCAUACUAUCUCUGUAGAUUACAAGCAAGACAAGCUCGAGUUCGAAGUAUAUACACGAUCACUAUGGGACUGGGCGCUAGAUUUACUGCAAGAGCCAUUGUUGGCCCCGCACUUUCCAUGGACUGCAGACAGGUGGUGGCGCAUCCAAUCGAAGUUACCUAAUGAUGGGGUGCCCUUUGCGAUCAUUCUGUACGCCGACAAAACUCAUUUGUCCUCAUCUGGUAUUGUCAAAGGGUAUCCGGUGAUUGCCCGUUGCGGGAACCUGCCGGUCAACAUCAGAAAUACCACUGGAAUGGGAGGUGGUCGAGUUGUUGGCUGGCUACCUAUCGUGCCCGAGGAUGCUGAGCAAAGUGGAAAGUUAUCAUAUACUAACAUAAAGCGCGUGGUAUGGCAUAAAGCCUUCUUGAAGCUACUGGAAUUGGUCAUAAUUUUCUCAAAAACGGGAUUCGCGCACCAUUCCGACUUCAAUAAUAUCAUGCGCUGGUUGUUCCCACUCAUUUUGCUCUUGUCGGCUGACUAUGAAGAGCAGUGCGUGAUGGCGCUGAUACGGGGGACAGGUUCCAAUUGUCCUUGUCCCAUCUGCCUUGUCCCUACAGCUAAACUUUCUGACCAUGCUGCAACAUACCCCAUCCGGACAGUGGAGGAUGCACAAGAUUGCCUCAAGCUAUACCAGGAGGAUUGUGUCGCUGGAGAAGAGGCCCUGAAAGAGAAGAGUCUUCGACCUGUUGAGAACUCGUUCUGGCAAGUUCGGCACUCUAACCCUCAUGAAAUAAUCUCGCAGGAUCCGUUGCAUGCCUUCCAUGGUGGUCUGUUUGGCAAACAUCUUUGGACUGAGGUUAAGAAGCUGUUGGAGAAUCUUGGGCGCAGCGCCUUGAAACAAGUGGAUGAUCAGUUCACUGCCUUCCCACGGUGGCGAAAUCUCAAUCAUUUCAACAGCGUCACAAAUAUCAGCUAUAGCGAUGGAAACAAGCUUCAAGAUAUUUCAAAGGUGCCUCAAAAUGUGCUAACACAGGAAGAGGACAAGGCUGGCUACGCACUCUUGAAGUGUAUAGCCAGCUACCUUCAUAUUGACAUGUACAUAUCCCUUGAUGUUCACACAGAGAGUACCAUCGCCGCUGGAGAAGCCGAAGUUCUUGUAUUCCAGAAACACAUGGCGGAUUAUAUAAUCGCUGCACGUCACACAGAACUGGGAACAAAGAGUUGGAAUUUCCCGAAGAUGCAUUCCCCGAAACACAUAUUCCAGGACAUCCGGGAGAAAGGCGCCGCUCGCAACUUCAGCACACGACCGAAUGAAGGAUGUCACAGGCCACUCAAACGAAUGUAUUCGCUUCAAACAAAUCGCAAGGAAGUUGCAGGCCAGAUUCUCAAACUGGAUCAUAAGAGCUUUGUCUCUGAAAUGAUCUCUGGUCGCAUUUUCCACCUUGAUGAUUUGUCAGAACUUGAGGAUGAAGAUUCUGAAGAUUCUGACACUUUGGAUGACGACACUUUCUCAGGACAUGUCUACCUUGGUUCCGCACAAUCACCCACUACUUUUGCGGACGUAGAGAAAGAAAAUCAAUCUAGGCGUACUUUCAACAGGUUUCGCCAUAAGUUUACAAAGUUCAUCAACGAGUUUCUCCCAUCGCAUAACAUCCCAUUGCCGGAAGGGACAGUAUGGUUGAAACCAGCUGCGCAAGACAAACUCCAAGAGUAUCGCUAUCUUAAAGUGAAUUAUGAAUCAACUGUUGAUUGGAAAUUGGCCACCGACUACCUACGGUGUAAUCCAAGCUUCCAUGGGCACGAAAGGUACGACUGCGCACUGAUUCGUACACUCAACAAGGACAGGAACAACAAGAACAUAUUUGUUCGGAUACUGUUCAUCUUUAAGUACAUGGUUGGCAACAAAUCCUUGGAUCUUGCCCUCGUGCUCCCCAUGGAUACUCCGCUUGGUGCAUGUCGCACAGUUGAUCGUGAUCUACGAUUGACUCGGCUGCACGCUCGACCGUCAGCAUCUUCUGAAUUUGUCUCCCUUCAUUCAAUCAUUCGUGGUGCCUUGCUUGUUCCUGAUUUCAAUAAUGAUGGAGACUUCUUUCUUGUUGAUUUUGUCGAUCCUGAUAUGUUUCUUCGUUCUCAGAGAAAACUUCUAUUUUGA
Molecule: messenger RNA, 2505 nt
Organism: Suillus fuscotomentosus
Lineage: Eukaryota; Fungi; Basidiomycota; Agaricomycetes; Boletales; Suillaceae
Exons: 12
Coding region: 1-2505 (834 amino acids)
Source: RefSeq, a predicted model, not a curated record